This is a messenger RNA of Cyprinodon variegatus (sheepshead minnow), 654 nucleotides long. Its product is annotated as proline-rich transmembrane protein 1-like. Gene Ontology annotation, cellular component: membrane. The record is from RefSeq and is a predicted model, not a curated record. Bases 42 to 491 code for a protein of 149 amino acids. Lineage: Eukaryota; Metazoa; Chordata; Actinopteri; Cyprinodontiformes; Cyprinodontidae. The transcript is spliced from 3 exons.
UGGGAGAUCCGUCAUGGAAACCGGAGAGAGGGCACCCCUUCAUGCUGCCGUCUUCUCCUCCUCCACCUUACCAGGAGCCAUCCUACCCGGUCCCCUUAUACUCAGCACAGCCACAGGGCUAUGGAUUUGACCAGGAGCUUUACAGGCUGCCUUUUCAGCAACCCGGUCAGCAGCCGUACUUCAAUGGCCAUGAGCAAUCAGGAGAGCCAACCGUCUUCACUGUGCAGCCUCCAGCGUACAUUCAUCAAGCAGGCCCUGUAAAGGACUACUUAGGCUUUUCAAUCUUCACCACGCUCUGCUGCUGCCUGCCACUGGGAUUAGCCGCCUGUGCCAGCUCCAUUGCUACUCGUAACGCCAACGCCCUCGGUGAGAGGUUUACAGCACAUCGGAUCAGCAACCAAGCCUGGAAAUUGAACCUUGUGGCUCUGGGGUUCGGGACUUUAAUUUGGGCCUCAGUGUUUAUAGUUCUUGUUAUUGCACUUUAUUUAUAAUUUCUCCAAAAUAUUUGCAUCACAUUUUUCACAUUCAGCAUCCAACUCUGAGACGAUAACAGCACUUAUAGGCAUUUGUCAUCAAAUUUAGACACUUUAAAUAAGCUGACCUAACUUUUUACUCCUCCUAAUGCUUUAUUCAGUUUCCUGAAUGUGUUUCUAA